UACAUGGUUGGAUAGAUGGAUAGACUGAGAUCAGGAUGCAUUGCGUUAAAGUGUCGACCUUUAUUUUAUAAAGUGAACCGGAAGUAGCGCUGGGCCGGGGCAGCUUGACGGCGCUGCGCGUCGUGCCUGAGAGGAGCGCAGUGAAGUCUCGCAGACUUCAGCCACAACUUACGAUGGCGGCAGCUCCCCGCCCGCUUCCUUCUUCCCGGUUCCGUGGACAGUGGCGAGAGCAGCGGCACUGAACCUCGGCCUCCUGCGAAGCGAAGCUGGGAGGACCCACCGACAUUUUUAUAACGUUGCCAUAGCGACUUUUGGCCUUUUUUACCUGUCGUUUGAAGGGAAUCCAGCGUGUUGACGGGAGCGGGGAUUCUUUCCGGCGCAACGACAUGGACUCAUUUAGUAAACACCAAGUCGAAGCGGCGCUUGCUCACCAUGUGACCCAAUCCCCGCGUGGCGAUGUUUCUCUGCGUGUCCCCCGCACAUCACGCGCCCCUCUCCCGAGCUGAAGGGCCACGCGAACCAAACCCGCUGCUGACUUUCGAUGCGUUCAUCCCAACGAUGGCAUCGUUUCCGGACCUCGUUGAGUCGCCGGUCGUCUCCUGCUGAAAGCGAGCCCGUGUUUUCACCCCCCCCCCCCAGGACGCAGAGACGGGCAGGUGAACUUUGGUUUGGACCAGGAACCGUUGAUGUGGACUCCGGCGGGUGGUUGGACAAGUCGUAGAUAGGAGCCACCUCCACUGUUUCCUGUCCCCUCUCCCCCUCCUUACCCCCUUACCCCCUUACCCUCUGUCCCUCCUUCUCCCUUCCCUUGUCACUUUUCUCCUGAUCGCCCUUUCCCCUCCUCCAAUAUCCACCAUGCUGAUCAAGGAGUACCGCAUCCCCAUGCCUAUGAGUGUGGAGGAGUACCGUAUUGCCCAGCUCUAUAUGAUCCAGAAAAAGAGCAGAGAAGAGAGCUGUGGCGAAGGAAGCGGGGUGGAGAUUCUAGAGAAUAAGCCCUACACAGAUGGACCCGGUGGGACGGGCCAGUACACCCACAAGGUUUACCACAUUGGCAUGCACAUCCCCAGCUGGUUCCGCUCCAUCUUGCCCAAAGCCGCACUGAGGGUGGAAGAGGAGUCCUGGAACGCCUACCCUUACACCCGCACCAGGUACACCUGCCCCUUUGUUGAGAAGUUCUCCAUUGACAUUGAGACGUACUACAAACCCGACACAGGCAACCAAGCAGAUGUUUUCAACCUGUCUCCAGUGGAGAAGAGGCAGAGGUCUAUCGACCCCAUUGACAUUGUGACGGAUCCCAUGUCCCCCCAUGAGUACAAAGCAGAGGAGGACACACGGCUCUUCAAGUCAGCGAAGACCCAGAGGGGUCCUCUGCAGGACGACUGGAUAGAAGAGUACAACAAUGACCCCGGGAAGACCCCCAUCAUGUGUGCAUACAAACUCUGCAAGGUGGAGUUCCGCUACUGGGGCAUGCAGUCUAAGAUUGAACGCUUCAUCCAUGAUGUUGGCCUGAGAAAGGUGAUGGUGCGAGCCCACCGGCAGGCCUGGUGCUGGCAGGACGAGUGGUACGGUCUGACCAUGGAGGACAUUCGGCAUCUGGAACUGGAAACCCAGCUGGCCCUGGCCACCAAGAUGGCUCAGUUCAGUCAGGCAGAGGAGGCCACAGAGGCCAAUGGAGGUGCUGCGUCCCCAGACAAAGACCAGGAGGUCAAAGAGGCAAUCAGCUCUAUCGAAGCUGAGGAGGUGGUUGAAAGCUCAAGUGGAGAGGUUCUCCAGCCUCGAGGUAUACUCACCAAGCAGUGGUCCACUUCAUCCCGAUCCUCCCACUCGUCCAAGAGAGGAGUGAGCCCGUCACGUCACAGCCUCUCCGAGUGGAGGAUGCAGAGCAUCGCGCGGGACUCAGAAGACAGCUCUGACGAGGAGUUCUUCGACGCUCAUGAGGACCUGUCAGACAGCGAGGACGUCUUCCCAAAGGAAAUCGCAAAGUGGAACUCCAACGACCUCAUAGACAAGAUGGAAGCUGCAGAGGAACCGCCUGGGGAGCUGGAAGGAAAGGAAGUGACCGUCGACUACGAAAGAGCAACCAGCGAGGAAAGACUCGACGAGAUGCGUGCGUCUGUUAGCGGCCAAACCGAUAGCACUCCCAUUCCCACCAUCACGGUAACAAGGCACCAGUCAGAGAGCCUGUCCCAGCCGCGUCUGCAGCCUUCCAAGAUCCACGUGCUGGUCUUGGUUCUGCACGGAGGGAACAUCCUGGAUACAGGCGGGGGGGACCAGAACAGCAAGCAAGCCGACGUCAACACAAUCAGCACAGCGUUCGACGCGGUGAUGCGGGUUCACUACCCCGCGGCACUGGGACGUAUCGCCAUCCGCCUGGUGCCCUGCCCCGCCAUCUGUGCCGAGGCCUUCUCCCUGGUGUCCAACCUGAGCCCGUACAGCUACGAUGAGGGCUGUCUGUCCAGCAGCCAGGACCACAUCCCCCUGGCAGCGCUCCCUCUCCUGGCGACCUCCGCUCCGCAGUACCAGGACGCCAUGGGCGCCGUCGUCGUCAGAGCCAACCAGGUGUACACGGACUUCCUCAAGUCUUUGGACGGUGCAGCUUUCUCUGGCCAGGUGUGCCUCAUAGGGGACUGUGUGGGAGGAAUCCUGGGGUUUGAUGCGCUGUGCAGCAGCAAUCAGCCCGUCAAUGAAAGCCAGAACAGCAGUCGCAGGGGCAGCAUAGUCAGUGGGCAGGACCAGGACCUCCUCUCUCCUGGCAUCACCGUCAGCGGUCACGGCUCUGCCUCUCCGACCCUGGAGGCCACUCGCCACCUCAGCCGCAGCAACAUCGACAUCCCUCGCGCCAGCGCGGCUGACGACACCAAGCGGCAACUUCUGCGCAAGGGCAGUGACUCCUCCACCUACGAACCGGACACGAUAAAGCAGCACCAGGCCUUCCUGACCAGCUUACAUUCCAGCGUUCUGCGGAGCGACGCGGCCUCACGCAGGUCCAGCAGCAGCACCAUGCUGGACGGCAGCUCCCAGGGGAAGUUUGACUUUGAAGUUUCCGACUUUUUCAUGUUCGGCUCUCCCCUGGGCCUGGUCCUCGCCCUGAGGAAGACUGUCAUUCCUACGCUGGAUGUGGCUCAGCUGCGGCCUGCCUGUCAACAGGUCUAUAACCUGUUCCAUCCCGCCGACCCCUCCGCCUCCCGCCUGGAGCCUCUGCUGGAGAGGAAGUUUCACCUGCUGCCUCCCUUCAACGUUCCUCGCUACCAACGCUUUCCAUUGGGAGAUGGAAACUCCGCCUUGCUUGUGGAGACGGUACAGAGCAACGCUCAGCUGCUGCUUGAGAGCGGGCCUCCUCUUUCCCUCCGCUGUCAGGAGCCCAUCAGCGAGACCUGCAUCCCUGUGCCUGUGCUACACUGGCAGGAGGGCAGCCUCAGAGCCACACCCGCCCCUCUGGAGUCGGAUGUUGUUCAGUCUCAUGGUGGUGUCUUCAUGGACAGUUCGUACCCCUCAUCCCCCAUAACGGGCCCCCUAUCCCGGGCCCAGCGGAGGGCCAGUGAGGUCAGCAUUGCCAGCCAGGUCUCAGGGAUGGCAGACAGUUACACUACCAGCAACGUAGCCAACAUUAAAACAUGCAAAAUUCAACAAUCCAAAAAGCUCGGCCUUUUGUCCCAACUCGCCCUGUCAUCGCAAAACAAAUUCUUCCUCAAAAGUCCUCCUAAGUCCCGUAAGAACCCGGCUGAAGGAUCUCCUCAUGCAGAUCUGAGCGGUGCGGCUAGUGAAGGUUUAAGUCCCACUGAGUACGAGAGCUGCCCGUCAGCAGGGCUGGACUCUGCUAUAUGUGAUCUGGUCUCACUGGACUCCCAGGCUGAAGUGGACCAAGUUGCAGCGCGUUGGUGGGGCACAAAGCGGCUGGACUUUGCCCUGUACUGCCCCGAUGCUCUCACCGCUUUCCCCACCGUGGCCCUACCCCACCUCUUCCACGCAUCCUACUGGGAGUCCACUGAUGUUGUGUCUUUUCUCCUGAGACAGGUCAUGAGGCAUGACACCUCUAGUAUCCUGGAGCUCGAUGGCAAAGAAGUGACUGAAUUCACUCCCUCAAAACCCCGAGAGAAGUGGCUGCGCAAAAGGACUCAUGUGAAGAUCAGGAACGUGACAGCUAAUCACCGCGUGAAUGACGCAGUGUUCACGGAGGACUCCCAGCAGGUGGUCACGGGUCGCUUCAUGUACGGCCCCCUGGACAUGGUCACCUUGGCCGGGGAGAAGGUUGACCUCCACAUCAUGACCCAGCCUCCAUCAGGAGAAUGGAUCUACUUCAACACCGAAGUGAGCAACAGCAGUGGGCGCGUGUCUUUUGUCGUCCCAGAGGACAAGCGUCUGGGCAUCGGAGUCUACCCAGUCAAAAUGGUUGUCAGAGGCGACCACACAUUUGCAGACAGCUACCUGACAGUUAUUCCUCGUGGAACAGAGUUUGUGGUGUUCAGCAUCGACGGGUCGUUUGCUGCCAGUGUGUCCAUCAUGGGCAGCGACCCCAAAGUGCGGGCAGGAGCCGUGGAUGUGGUCAGGCACUGGCAGGAUUUGGGCUAUCUGAUCAUCUAUGCCACGGGACGACCAGACAUGCAGAAGCAGCGGGUGGUGGCUUGGUUAUCUCAGCACAACUUCCCUCAUGGCAUCGUCUCCUUCUGUGACGGCUUGGUCCACGACCCACUCAGACACAAGGCCAACUUCCUCAAGUCCCUGACAGAGCUUCACUUGAAGAUUUUCGCUGGCUACGGAUCGACCAAAGACAUCUCCGUCUACACCUCCAUCGGCCUCUCUCCCUCCCACAUAUAUAUUGUCGGGAGACCAUCCAAGAAGUUGCAGCACCAGUGCCAGUUCAUCACGGAGGGAUAUGCGGCCCACCUGUCCCAGCUGGAGUACAGCCACCGCUCCCGCCCAGCCAAGUCCAGCAGUGCACGCAUGGUCCUGCGUAAAGGCAGCUUCGGCGUGGGUGCCAACAGUGACUUCCUAAGGAAGAGGAACCACCUGCUGCGCACCAUCUCCUCCCAACCGGCCCCCAGCUCCCCGACGGGCAGCACUCCCAACCGACCCGAGCGCACUCAGAGCCAAUCAGACGGCGAGCGGCCCGAGUUCGCUGCCAGCUACGCGCCGGGAGCCGCGCAGCGCAGCAUGAGCAUCACAGCCAGCUGCUGGGGCCGGAGCAGCAGCACCAAGCUGGAGUCGGGCAUCCUCAGCCCCAAAUGAGGUCAGGGAAACGCUGCGAGAGCGACUGGAAGAUACGACGAUGGGUAAAUAGGUGCCGCAAACCGCUCUUUACAAACUCCACGUAGAGAUUCAUGAGCUGAGGCUCUAUUUAUUAUACAGAACGCACAUAACUCAACAGGCAUUUCAAUGGGCAUCGAUACGGAGCCCAAACCGUCGAGAUCCAGACUGUUUCUACUCUUUAGUACAUAUUUAUCGGUCCUGAAUUCAAGGUCAGUUUUCUUCCUAAAGCAGGCUUUUAGAUCCAAGAUGGUUACACAUACAAGCACCUCGACGCUGUGACAGUGGUUACAGACAGCCUGUAUCAGGUCCAAGUUCUGACACUGCUCGGGAACAGACUACUAGAGUCAGCUUUGAGUUUGAACUAUUUGUCCUUCUGGGAGCAGAGCUGCAGAAUGGCACAGAACUGGAUUGGAUUGGACCGACACCGAUUAGUUCAGAGAGAUUUUAUCUUGAUGAUUGCUUUAGGAAAACAAAAAGAAUAAUGUUUUUGUGUAAGAUAAAAAUAACGUACUUUGAUUAGGAUCAUUAUAGGGAUAACGAUAUGUCAACUCAAGUCUCCCCAAACCAAACAUUCCAGUUCCACUCGUUUCCCACGAAGCACCCUUUACAUUACAUUACAUUAACCCUUUAACUACGGUUGCAGCAGAACCUCUUUCUCUUAUUUUUUAUCAUCUGACCGUAUCUCACCGUAAUGCGCUGCUGACCCAUCCUGAAUCAAACUGUACGGAGAAUGUGCCAAAGUUAACAGUAUAGAAGGAAAUGAUGUAAAAAGGUGGAAUAAGUAUCACAAGGCUUGUAUAUAGUUGUUAUAUUCCAGUGCAGAUCUGGUAUCUGGUCCACUGAAGACCAGUUUCAAGUGUCUUCUUCACUCCGGGGGCGAACACCACCUCAUUCCGGAGACAAUUUGAUGAUUCAUCAUGAUGACUAUUCUUAUUUAAGAUUAUAGAUAUUUUAAAAUGUAUUGAUUUGUGAACAAAGUGUGUUUUAAGAUUAAUUAUGCGAUGUUGGUUUUCAUUUUUUCUUUAAACUUUAGUUGCAUCAGCCAAAACUCAAGAGGUCUUUGCCUGGCACAGUAUUGUGUUUUAAGAAUCGUAUCAACAGAACUCCUAUCUUGUGUCAUAUACAUAUAGUAGGUUUAUUAUCUAUUUUGUGGGAUGUAGUUUCUCACUGGUUUAUCCCUAAGCUGUAAAUGAGGCGUUGAAUGUGCACAUAGAUCCUUUUCCUUCAGUUAAGAUGUCAUUUCUCUGUUCUACUGCGCCUCGAGGGAAAGAGAAAUCUCAAUGAUGUACAACAUGCUGUCAGAAGCUCAGACCUGCUUCAAGCUGUUCACCAUUUACUGUGGACAUGUCUUCUUAUGAGGCGCUCUGAUAGGGAAGCAGAGAGCUGACUGCAAUGGACCACUGGGCUCAGAUGAAAGGGAAAUGUUCAAUAUUACUCAACCGAGAUCAAACUGCUGCUGAGCAAAUGGAACAGCGCAUCGACAAUCAGUUCAACAGGAAAACAUGCAGCAUUUUUAAAAAGUAGUCAUUUCUCACUGAACUGGUCCAGUUUAUUGUGCGAUCUGAAAGAGAGUGCAGCUAGCGUCAUGAAGCUUGUACUUUAUUAGAGAUGAUCCACUUAAUGGAGGCUGUAGUUUGUGAUGGUGUUGAAUUGUAUUGUGUUAUAUUGAAACGUGUUUCUAAUAUUUUGUCCAGGCAUUUUAUAUCAAUGAGUGGAGACUUAAUUCUGGAUAACAGAGUGCAUCCUAACCUUUAGGUGCCUAUAACUCAGGAAGGGCUGUUGUACCAUUUGGUGACGUGACUUUUCAGCCUUAUAAAUGAAACCGUUUCGGAGGCUGUUGAACAAAAUAUGGUUUGUAAAUCAAACGCAAUUGGAAAAACAGUAAAGGCAGUGCUGUGAAACACGCACUCAUCUAAAGUCCUCCAACUUUCCUCAGAUCUGAAAUGCCUGGACAUUAAAAUCCGCCAAAAUGUAAAGAAGAAGCGUUGCGGUUAUCUGUGGAGUUUGGAUCCCUCUGGGCAGAGAGUCAUUUUACCAGAGGCCUUAGAUGUCCCUUCUCUGCCUUACAUUUUGUGUUGAGAGGCCUAAAAACAAACAAAUACUUCAUGGAAAUGACAAGAAUUAGAAGAGGCCGAUAUUUGCUUGAAAGGCUUUGACCUCUUUUCUCUGUAAAGGAAAUAUUUCACCAUUAUUAGGUCAUCUGUUCAAUCAAUCAAUAGGCUUUGUAUAUAAAUGUAUAUGCAACAUACCUUGGUAAAUAUUUUUCCUUUGUACAGGGUGUGUAUAUUGUAGCUUUUGGAUAACUUCAUUUUAUUCAUUCCUUGUGUUUUUAUGUACAGUGUAUAAAGAACAUAUAAAGAACAA
Messenger RNA from Pungitius pungitius (ninespine stickleback), 7611 nucleotides. RefSeq names its product membrane-associated phosphatidylinositol transfer protein 2-like. The record is from RefSeq and is a predicted model, not a curated record. Gene Ontology annotation, biological process: phospholipid transport. Lineage: Eukaryota; Metazoa; Chordata; Actinopteri; Perciformes; Gasterosteidae. The coding region runs from base 856 to 5226 and encodes 1456 amino acids. The transcript is spliced from 27 exons. Gene Ontology annotation, molecular function: phosphatidylinositol transfer activity; metal ion binding; phosphatidylcholine binding. Gene Ontology annotation, cellular component: cytoplasm.